Molecule: messenger RNA, 9943 nt
Organism: Coregonus sp. 'balchen'
Lineage: Eukaryota; Metazoa; Chordata; Actinopteri; Salmoniformes; Salmonidae
Source: the annotation of a GenBank genome assembly
GUCAUCGCAAUGGCCCACAACCAAACCAUUCCCCUUCGUCUCCUGUCCAACUUCUCCCUUCCCCAAAUCAUCCCUCCAUCCCUCACAAACCCCUCCUCAUCCCUCUCUCCGUUCUCCUCCUCUACACCCCCUUCCCUGUUCCUGUCCGCCUCCAUCCACAUCCUGAACACCACCAACCCGUCUGUUUCCGGGGAGAACCAAAGCAUUGUGGGUAAUACCACCUCCACGACAGUAGGGGCUCUCAUCCUGUGUCUGGUCUUGCUGCUGGGCCUCCCUGGCAACCUCUUCAUCAUCUGGAGUAUCCUGGCGCAUGCCCGUCGCCGCUCCGUCACCACCCUCCUCAUUCUCAAUCUAGCGGUGGCCGACGGCUCGCUCAUGGCGCUCACGCCCUUCUUCGUGAUCUACCUGGUCAAGAAGACCUGGGUUUUUGGCAACAUCAUGUGCAAGGUUGGGGCUCUUGUUGAUUGUUGAUAUAAUGGCUGCAUUCCAGGCUGACUACAUUGCAGCCAAUGCUAGAUAUCACAACGCCUGGAUAGGUGUUAAGCAUAUCCACUAACCUCAUCAUAUGAUAUAGCAAUCUGAUGCCCGACUGUGCAGUUGAUGACGUGGCAAGUAACCAUGCAACGCAAUGACUGCAAUGUAGUCGGCCUGGAACGUGACCAAUGUCAAUAGACCAAUGCCAUCAUUUUAUGCCCAAAGACGGACAUAUUUGAAAACACCUUUGUUACUAAACAUGGAGUGAGUACUUUACUUUUUCAUUGAAUCCUUAUCCUUUUGAAAUGCUAACAAUAUGCUCUCCCUUUUCGUCUUCAUCAGAUACUCUUCUACCUGUGCCUCGCCAACAUGUACGCCUCCAUCCAACUGAUCAUGCUGAUGAGCCUGCACAGGCUGGUGGCCGUGGUGUGGCCUCGGCGCGUCGCUGCCCUCGCUGGACGGAAGGCGGUGCAGCGUGGGGUGCUGGUACUGUGGACCCUGGUGCUGGUCGCAUCCAUCCCUGCGUUGCUGUUCAGGGACGAGCGGAAGACAGAGCACCCCAACGGGAAGAGACGCGUAGUGUGUGAGUCGUUCCACAAGCAGCGAAGUCAUGUGAGCGACACUUAAUUAUUUACUGACUGACUGACUUAAUCCUAAUCUACAUUCCUGGAGGACCAUAGGGCUUUAUUAUUAUUAUUAUUAUAUUAUUAAUAUUAUUAAUAUAUUUUAAAAAUUUUAAUUUUUUAAUUCUAACCCUAACCACCCCUCCCCUAAUUGGAGUAAACUAAUGGACAACAACACUUAGGCUUCUACUUCCAUCUUAUACAUACUAUAUACAUUUUACGGACACAAUCUAUUUUACAAUAGUUAUAUCUUGUUAUUAGUCCCACCCUUCAUAUAGAUCACAAAAUAGUUGGGAAGAGAUUUUCGAUGUACCGAUUCCAUGGCACAUGGUUUAUGAACUGAUACGCAAAACGUCGCCGGAUUCAAAACUUUUUCCAUUUAAAUUAUUAUACAAAAUUCUUGCAACCAAUAUAAUGUAUAUAUAUAUGGGGGAUACAACCUUCCCAGCUCUGCAGAUGUUGCUACAAAGAGACAGAGUCAUUAGAUCAUUUAUUUUGGUACUAUCCAUAUGUAGCUUGUUUUUGCUCACAGGUCCAGGAAUGGCUGACGAAUUGCAACAUUUACCAGGAGCUAACUCUGCAGAUAGCACUACUGGGUGAUUUGAAAAGUCAUAGUCAAUCGGUCAAUAACAUAAUAAUACUUUUAGGAAAAAUUGUCAUCUUUAAUUUACAAUCUGUAGAAACUAUGAGAAUAGAAAGGUUCUGAACUUUUGUGAAACAUCACAGCACAGUUGAAAAAUAUAUGGCAAAUAUAAAUCCAAUAUGGAUGGUGUUAAGAGAUAGAUGGGAGGGGUUGAGUGGAGCUGAAGGGUGAGACUAAGAACCAUAGAGAUAGAUGGGAGGGGUUGAGUGGAGCUAAAGGGUGGGACUAAGGACCAUAGGGCUAGAUGGGAGGGGUUGAGUGGAGCUGAAGGGUUGGACUAAGGACCAUAGGGCUAGAUGGGAGGGGUUGAGUGGAGCUGAAGGGUUGGACUAAGGACCAUAGGGCUAGAUGGGAGGGGUUGAGUGGAGCUGAAGGGUUGGACUAAGGACCAUAGGGCUAGAUGGGAGGGGUUGAGUGGAGCUGAAGGGUUGGACUAAGGACCAUAGGGCUUGCAUGUGAGUGAUGGGAGAAGGAAAAUAGCAUUUAAUCAACAAUUAAAGACUUGUAUGUCAGUUGAGGGAAGAAGAAAGUACUUACUUUUCAUGACGGCUUUCUAUCACCGUAGCAAUGUCUUAUCUGUCUUAUCUUAUUAUGUGGUCCUCUGUAGCUCAAUUGGUAGAGCAUGGCGCUUGUAACGCCAGGGUAGUGGGUUCGAUCCCCGGGACCACCCAUACGUAAAAAUGUAUGCACACAUGACUGUAAGUCGCUUUGGAUAAAAGCGUCUGCUAAAUGGCAUAUUAUUAUUAUAUUAUUAUUAUUAUUAUCUGUAGUCAGAUCAUCCAUAAAAACUUUGUUAGGUAUGGAGUGUAAAUGUUACAUUGCUUUUGUGUAUAUAGUGUCACUGACACUAAACAAUCAAGCUGUCAAUCAAGGUGAUCUCUAUGCUGAUACAGUAGGCUACUCGCCCUGUUCCCUCAGUGCAGGUGGUGCUCCAGUACACGUUGGAGACAGUGCUGGGAUUUGUAGUUCCUUACGGAGUGAUUGUAGGCAGCUACAUCUGCAUCCUGCGGAGGAUCAGGCAGACCAGGUCCACUGUUGUUUUACUAUCUUCAUUUAUCGAUCAUCUUAAUUACAAUUUUCUCUAUCUUCAUUUCAUAUUUGUCUAGAAUGUAUUAUUUUGCCUCAUCUUUCUCACUUUAUUUUAUUUUAUUUUGUUAAGCACUUUGAGAUGUGUUUUUAUAAGAUGUGCUGUAGAAAUAAUGUUUGAUUUGAUUUGACCAGAUUCAGGAGGAGGAUCCGCAGUGAGAAGCUCAUCCUGGCCAUCGUGGUCACCUUUGGUGUCUUCUGGUUGCCCUACCAUGUCAUCAACAUUGUGCAGGUACUGUGUGUUUGUGUUUGUUUGUGUGUGUGUGUGUGUGUGUGUGUGUGUGUGUGUGUGUGUGUGUUUGUGUGUGUGUGAGAGUUAUAGCCAGGGCCUCAAACUCCCUAUUGAGGCUAAAACUAUAGGUGCUGCUGUAACACGAAUGUCUAUUAUGAUGAAAUCUGUUCUCAUAGAUUAAAUAUGUCCUUACAGGUUGCUGCAGCACUUUCUCCAAAUGAUUCAGCUCUAAAAGCAAGGUAGGCUUUCUCAAUGACUGUGUCAUAAGAUCCUCACCCCCUUUUUUAUUUGUAGUGUCAUAAUAACCUUUACUUAAUUGAAUUAUUAUCAAAUCCCUAACUAAAUUCUCAUUAAAAAAAAGAACAACCAUGUUUUCCCUCCCUCCCCAAAAGAACAACCCUGUUUUCCUAUUCUCCCUCCCUCACUGUAAUGGAAAACUGUAAUUUCUACUGUAAUUUUAGGUAUUAUCAACAGUAAAAAACUCUGAAACAUUUAACUGCAGCAUACUGUAAAUGAUGGUGCAUUGUGGGAUAUUGCUGUUUUUCGAAUGGUACUGUAAUUCCACCCCACAGAAUACAGUACCAUACCGUAUCUUUGGAGUCCCAAAAACCUUUUGAACACUAGUGGUUGCAUGGUAUUGUUGUCUCUGGCUCAUUAACAUAUUUUGAGGCGUGCCUUGUAAGAGGCUAUAUUUGUUCCACCCGUGAGUGAGAAUUUCUGUAUCAAUUUAACUAUUAUGUGGUUAUAGUGCCCCAUCAAUUUGAAAUGUAUAGGGGACAUAUUGGGGUGGCAGAAAGUCUUAAACAUUAAAUCAGGGGUGUCAAACUCAUUCCAUGGAGGGCCUAGUGUCUUCAGGUUUUUCCUUUCAAUUAAGACCUAGACAACCAGGUGAGGGGUGUUCUUUACUAAUUAGUGACCUUAAUUCAUCAAUCAAGUACAAGGGAGGAGCGAAAACCUGCAGACACUUGGCCCUCUGUGGAACGAGUUUGACACGUGCCUUAAAUGGUUGAGCAUUUUGCCAUGUCCUUUUGGUCUGUUUUGCCCUGUAGUAGUUGCCAGUUUGGACGCCUUUGUUAAGGCCUCUAGAAAUGCAAGUGAUAUAAAACACCAGAUAUUCAUUAAUAUGCUGUAAUGUGUAAACACUUUACAUAGCAGCCAACCUUCUUGCAACAAUCCCUUGUAAUUACAGUAAAAUACUGUGAAAUAGAAAUGUAAUUCAUCCAUCCAUUCAUUCUGAUUACGGUAGCAUUAACUUUUUUACAGUAUAUUACAGUACAUUUUACGGUAUUAUACUGUGUGUCAUUGCACAAUACUUGCUUUGAUACCGCAUUUAUGUUACACUAGGUGUACUGUAAUAUACUGUAGUCUCUGCUAAUGCAAGGCAAGCGGUAGCGAUGCACCAAGUCUGGAACCAACAGGAAUCAACAGCUUCUACUCUCAAGCCAUAAGACUGCUAAAUAGUUAGUUAAAUAGUUACAUAGACUAUCUGCAUUUACCCUUUCUGCACUAACCUUUUUGACUCACCACGUAUGCUGCUGCUACUGUUUACUAUCUUUCUUCCUAGUUAUAUCUACAUACAUUAUCUACCUCAAUUACCAUGUACCCCUUCACAUUGACUCGGUACUGGUACCCCGUGUAUAAAGCCAGGUUAUCGUUACUCAUUGUGUAUCUAUUAUUACUUUUAUUAUUAUGUGUUUUACUUUUUCUAUUAUUUCUCUAUGUUCUUUCACUCUGCAUUGUUGGGAAGGGCCCGUGAGUAAGCAUUUCACUGUUAGUUUACACCUGUUGUUUACGAAGCAUGUGACGAAUGAAAUUUGACUUUAAAAAAAUACAUAAUUGUACUUGCUUCCUCUCACUCCCUCCCCCAGGCUUGACACUAUUUUGGCAGACCAGCCGUGCGGUCACCUCAGCCCUGGCCUUCAUCAGCAGCUGUGCCAACCCUGUCCUCUACACUUUCGUUGGCAUGUCGUACAUCCGGCGGGACGGCUUUGCCUUCAUGGCCCGCCUGUUCGAGGGCACGGCGCAGGACUCUGGGACCAGGAAGAGCCGACAGAACAGCCAGAAUAGCCGAGAGAGAGACAGGGAUGCAGAGGAGGUCGGACUGAAGGAAAAGGAGGGAGAUCUAGAGUCGACAACCAGCACCAAUGUCACGAGUCCCAUCAAAGUGAAACCUGGGAAGAAUGGCAAACAGGGCCCGAUUCCGACUUAGGAAAGGAUGUCUUUCUCAUGCUCACAUUUCCUACACAUUUCUCAGUAGUUGGCAUUCAGACUUACCUUAUAAAGGUGUGUAACGGGCUUCGCAGGCGUGGUUCCCUUAUGCGCACGGAAUAAAUGUCAUUCAUCUGCUGAAAACCCUCUCACUUGCUGGCCAACAGAUUUUCUCGUGGAGUUUUCAUUCAGUAGGCUUUUCAGUACAUUUAUUUAGCUAUCCUUUAAAUAUGGUGUACCUUUUAGUUUGAAUUUUGUCAACAGACUCAAUAGAAUAUAUAGAGAGAAUCGGUUCAGAAUAUUAGGGGUCAAUUAAAGAAAGCCAUCUAAAUAUACACUACCAGUAAAAAGUUUGGACACACCUACUCAUUCAAGGGUUUUUCUUUAUUUUUUACAUUGUAGAAUAAUAGUGAAGACAUCAAAACUAUGAAAUAACACAUAUGGAAUCAUGUAGUAACCAAAAAAGUGUUAAACAAAUCAAAAUAUAUUUGAGAUAUAUGAGAUUCUUCAAAUAGCCACCCUUUGCCUUGAUGACAGCUUUUCACACUCUUGGCAUUCUCUCAACCAGCUUCAUGAGGUAGUCACUUGGAAUGCAUUUCAACUAACAGGUGUGCCUUCUUAAAAGUUAAUUUGUGGAAUUUCUUUCCUUCUUAAUGCGUUUGAGCCAAUCAGUUGUGUUGUGACAAGGUAGGGGUGGUAUACAGAAGAUAGCCCUACUUGGUAAAAGACCAAGUCCAUAUUAUGGCAAGACAGCUCAAAUAAGCAAAGAGAAACGACAGUCCAUCAUUACUUUAAGACAUGAAGGUCAGUCAAUACGUACCAUUUCAAGAACUUUGAAAGUUUAUUCAAGUGCAGUCGCAAAAACCAUCAAGCGCUAUGAUGAAACUGGGUCUCAUGAGGACCGCCACAGGAAUGGAAGACCCAGAGUUACCUCUGCUGCAGAGGAUAAGUUCAUUAGAGUUACCAGCCUCAGAAAUUGCAGCCCAAAUAAAUGCUUCACAGAGUUCAAGUCACAGACACAUCUCAACAUCAACUGUUCAGAGGGGACUGUGUGAAUCAGGCCUUCAUGAUCGAAUUGCUGCAAAGAAACCACUACUAAAGGAAACCAAUAAUAAGAAUAGACCUGCUUGGGCCAAGAAACACGAGCAAUGGACAUUAGACCGGUGGAAAUGUGUCCUUUGGUCUGGAGUCCAAAUUUGAGAUUUUGGGUUCCAACCGCCGUGUCUUUGUGAGACGCGGUGUGGGUGAACGGAUGAUCUCAGCAUGUGUAGUUCCCACCGUAAAGCAUGGAGGAGGAGGUGUUAUGUUGUGGGGGUGCUUUGCUGGUGACACUGUCUGUGAUUUAUUUAGAAUUCAAGACUCACUUAACCAGAAUGGCUACCACAGCAUUCUGCAGCGAUACGCCAUCCCAUCUGGUUUGGGCUUAGUGGGACAAUCAUUUGUUUUUCAACAGGACAAUGACCCAACACACCUGCAGGCUGUGUAGGGACUAUUUUACCAAGAAGGAGAGUGAUGGAGUGCUGCAUCAGAUGACCUGGCCUCCACAAUCCCCCGACCUCAACCCAAUUGAGAUGGUUUUGGAUGAGUCGGACGGCAGAGUGAAGGAAAAGCAGCCAACAAGUGCUCAGCAUAUGUGGGAACUCCUUCAAGACUGUUGGAAAAGCAUUCCAGGUGAAGCUGGUUGAGAUAAUGCUAAGAGUGUGCAAAGCUGCCAUCAAGGCAAAGGGUGGCUAUUUGAAGAAUCUCAAAUCUAAAAAUAUAAAAUAGAUUUGUUUAACACUUUUUUGGUUACUACAUGAUUCCAUAUGUGUUAUUUCAUAGUUUGUAGAAAAUAGUAAAAAUAAAGAAAAACCCUUAAAUGAGUAGGUGUGUCCAAACUUUUGACUGGUACUGUGUAUAUGCAUAUUCAUCUCGGUUUCAGCACCAAUUGGUAGAUUUUAAAAUCUUGUAGAUUGUUUAGGGCUAGGAAAGUAUUUAUGAAUCAUAAAAAACUGGUUUGGAUAGCAUUUACGCACAAAAGAAAGAAAACGUGGGUUUGAUUCAUUCAGAAAAUUGCCACAUUCAGUUCUUUAACUCAUGGUAAUGUUGGAUGAUUAGUGUACAUAGAAUUAUAAUAGGGAGAAUAGUGUACAAUAGUAGGCUAUACCCUCCUCUAUUGCCAGCACUAACCAUAGAACUGUGUGAUGACACAGCCAAGUUUUGCACCAUACGUCGGGUUCAAACUGUUAUGCUUGGUCUGUGCUCCCGCUCCAUAACGAUUUAAUUAACUAUGUCUAAUUAAAUAUGAUCAACUGUUACUAAUGAUCUUCAGCAACAACCACAUGGCCGUGUUUGCGUUUACAGAGGAAGCAAAUGAAGGUUAACAAAAUCAUGUACUUAAAUGGAAUGAUAAUGUAGGCUGUACCAACUGAAGGGAACUAACUAACAGUAAAUUGGCAGUUGAAUAUGUGUUGUUAUUAGGCCUACUGACGGUCGAUACUGAUAGUGGUUAAUAUUUAACAUGAUAGAAAUAGUAAACAGAGAAAGUCGGGGUAGCCUAUAAUCAAGACAUUUGAGAGUGCCCAUCCCAGCAAGGUAAGGCCGUACAAUUUAAAUUCUGCCUAAUGGCACAGCAUUUCACUGUGGGAAAUGUAUAUGUUGAUAUGCUUCAGUUUUCUACCAUAUGAUUGGUUUCACAUUUGCCUCCAGCGAUUAUAAGGUAAAAUAUAGGGCAGAGUCUAAAACAAGUAUCAUUUAUAUGUACAAUUCCCUUAUCCAAAUGGAUUACUCAUUUACCUAGCUCUUCCUAAUAGCUAUUAUCAAGUUGUACAUUUGACCAAAAUUAAGUAGAUGCUUUUUCCACUUGGAUCGGAUAGGUUCGGUAGACCUUAUUCAUGGUAGGUGAAUAGCACGCUAUUCUUAUGAUUAAGUUCAAGGUCAGACUAUGCAUAGAGAGAAAAGUGCAUAAAAAAAGGAAUUACAUUCAAUUUACAAAUGCUUAACUAUGGUUCCGAUUCUGACUUAGGAAUGUAUGCCUUUCCUAUGCACUUUUCAGUAUUUGGCAUUCAAACUUAUUUAGUCGUGUAAAGCACUCUGCAGGUGUGGUUACCUUGCGCACUCCGAAUAAAUGUAAUUCAAACUGCUGAAAACCCUCCCAUAUCCUGGACAACAGAUUUUCUCUUGGAGUUUUCAUUCAAUGGGGUUUUCCUAUAGCUCUGGUCUCCGAUUUUCAUCAACAGAAAAUAAUGAGGGCACACAAUUAUAAUUCUGAAUAACGGCAUGGCUAUUUAUAUCCUAUUUUACUGUGCAAUACAGUACAUGUCAUGUUGAGAUGAUUUUCAGUUUGCUUCGUCUCCAGAGAUCAUAGAGGGAAAUUAUCUAAAACAAUUACUAUGUGUAUUUACAAUCCCCUUCUCCAAACGGAUUACUCAUUUACCUAGCUCUUAUCAAUAGAUCUAAUCAAGUUGUAAAUUACAGUGCAUGGAGAAUGGUGUUAUUUCUAUUGGAACAAAUUAAGUAGAUGCUUUUUCCACUUUGAACUGGUAGGUUCGCUAGACCUUAUUCAUGGUUUCCUCGCGUAAAGGUGGUGGAAUUAUUAGGGAAUUAAGUCAAGGUCAGAAUAUGACGUAUCCGACACACCUUCAUUUAUUCGGUCUCCACCUCGAACGAAUAGUGGAUGAAUAGCAUACUAUUCUCAUGCUUAAAUUUAAGGUCAGAAUGAAAAUGAAUAAAGUUCUAUUUACACGCGCUUAACACGAGUCGGAAUCUGGGCCAUAGUGACUGGAAGAUGAAUGAGUUGGACACUAUUGCAGAAGCUGUUUUGGAGGGAAUGUAGUUUCCUGCAGUUCGCAGGUUGGCCACUAGAUGUAGAAGUCAUGUUUCCAAAUGGUUCAUGACUGACUUAAUGACUGACUGAACCAUAUCUCUGUUUUUAGAGGUGGUGAUUCAAGCUCAGUGGGUGUGGGUUGAAUUUAGUCAAUUAUCUUUACAGUAUGUUUUGUCUGUCUGACUUUCUCUCCCUCUCUCCAUUUGUGUGUGUGCAUGCGUGUGUGCAUGUGAUUUAAUGCUGUAAGUACAGUGCAAUACCAAAUUGUUAGAGUAAAAAGAGCACUGUAUAAUGUAAAGUGUUACCAAUAUUUGUAUAAUUGUUUACCACAUUUAUUUUAUCAAAAGCAUUAAGACAUGUCAUGUUUUUGUGCCAGUGCAUGAAAAUUAAAAACACUUUUCUCAGAGAAGAUAUGGCUGCCGUUGAUUGACUAGGAAACUCUUAGAGGUGAGAUCAACAUUCACAACAAGACAGCUAUCAGAAGAGUCAUAUCCGGCUGGCAAGCAGUAGCAUGCAUGUCCUCCAGUCAUUUCUUUGCCUUCAGGAAAUUUUUUCCCUCCUCCUCCUUUUUCCUGGAACUUGUCCUCUCUUUUUCUUGUUCUUCCUCCUCGUCCUUUGCCUCCUUGUCCUCCUUCUCCACCUCUCUUUUCCCUGGAACCAUUGUCAUCUCUUCUACCUCUCCCUCUUGUUUCCCACCUCCCCAGUCCUCCUUCUCUUUCUCUCUACCGCUACCAUCAUGCUUUGCUCUCAUGCUGGGCGUGUCCAUGUUGGAGGCCUUCCCCUCAAGCAGCAGUGCCACGCCCCCCACACCAUUGGGGGAGGAGCCAGAGCGUGUGAGGGAGGAGCCAGAGCAGGAGCUGGCCAUGGUAUAG